GAAUUUUCAAACGACAGUGAAGGCACCAUGGCCGUCAGUCUUCCGCUUGUCGGUUACACACUUGACUGCAAAGCAUGACUGCGUCUGUUGUUGUCCGGAGGUUGGCCGCUCUGUCGGGGGCUUCUGCGGUGGCCGCGGGGGCGUACGGGGCUCACGGUUUCAAAAACAGCGACCCCGAUGACUACCAGAGAGUGCUAUUUGAGACUGCCAACAAGUACCAUUUCUACCACAGCCUGGCCCUGCUGGGUGCUGCCCACUCUAGUAAACCUGCUGUGGCUGGUACCCUCCUGAUAGCGGGCAUGGGGAUGUUCUGUGGCUCCCUGUACCACCAGGCCAUGACAGGGGACCCUGGUCUGCGAAAGAUGGCUCCCAUGGGGGGCAUGGCUAUGAUCGUCGGCUGGCUGGCCAUUAUUCUCUGAGCUCUGACAGGUCACAUCCCUUCCACGGGGCCACUACGUGACACUAAACUGCCCAGGCUGUUUAUGGAUUGAACUGGAGAGCUUGUGAGAGUUGGCUGAGAGGCUAAAAGUGCUGACUUAUGUCACCCCAUCUAAACCACGCCCUGUCCUGGGUGAUGGGUGUCAGCAGGAGAUAAAGUCACUACAGGAUUAUCACUUUUCUACCAUUGCUGUCUGUUUCUGAUUGGUGUCACUGAGUUAAAAUGGAUAGGAAGAUGAAUAGAGCAUGACAUAACAUUUGAAAUAUCAUGUCAAUUGUAUACUGGGCAAGAAUAAGAAGAAUAAGUAAUAUAUGUUGUUGUUUCUUUGUUUUUGCUAUAUUGCCCCCUUACUGCAGUAAAUGCAGUUUCUACAUUUAUGUACAUUUAUAUAGCAUAGGUAUGGCAAAUAUAGUGAAAAUAAAGGAAAGCAAAUGUGAAGGAUUAAUAAAAAUGUAAUAAAUAUUUUUUCCUACA
Messenger RNA from Anoplopoma fimbria (sablefish), 913 nucleotides. It is a transcript of the gene tmem256, whose product is annotated as transmembrane protein 256. NCBI's taxonomy places the organism in Eukaryota, Metazoa, Chordata, Actinopteri, Perciformes, Anoplopomatidae. The record is from RefSeq and is a predicted model, not a curated record. The transcript has 4 exons. Bases 75 to 419 code for a protein of 114 amino acids.